Trichoderma aggressivum f. europaeum is the source of this 1590-nucleotide messenger RNA. RefSeq lists its product as uncharacterized. Gene Ontology annotation, molecular function: iron ion binding; monooxygenase activity; oxidoreductase activity, acting on paired donors, with incorporation or reduction of molecular oxygen. The transcript has 5 exons. The record is from RefSeq and is a predicted model, not a curated record. Bases 1 to 1590 code for a protein of 529 amino acids. NCBI's taxonomy places the organism in Eukaryota, Fungi, Ascomycota, Sordariomycetes, Hypocreales, Hypocreaceae.
AUGCUGUCGCUCAGCAAUCAACACCCAGUUGCGUGGCUGGGGCUCCUGCUCGCAGCGGGAGCUCUCUAUCUCUUUUCAUUCGUCGUCUACCGCGUCUUCUUCCACCCUCUGGCGAAAUACCCGGGCCCUCUCAUCGCCAAGCUCACGGAUGGCUACCAGCUCUACCACGCCUGGAAGGGAGACCGCCACCUUCAGUUCUGGCGACUGCACCAGAAAUACGGCAAGGUUGUCCGCUAUGGCCCCAACUCCCUCUCAUUCAGCACCCAACAGUCCCUCAAGGACAUCUACGGCUUCAAGUCCAAUGUUCGCAAGGCUGAAUUCUACAACUCCUUUGCUCACCCCGUUGCCAACACCCACAACACUCGCGACAAGGAGGUUCACGCCCGCAAGCGACGCGUGCUCUCUCACGCCUUUUCCGAGAGUGCCAUGAAGGAGAUGCAGCGAUACAUCCUCAACAACGUCCGCACUUUCUGCGAGCAGAUUGGCCUCCAGGACGGAAAUGCCGACUCCAAGGGCUGGACUCGGCCGCGAAACAUGGCGCACUGGUGCAACUACCUUGCUAUGGACAUCCUUGGCGAUUUGAGCUACGGCAAGGCUUUCCACAUGCUGGAGAGCCCAGAGAACCGCUUUGCCCUGGACCUGGUCGAAGCUGCCACUACUAGACAUCUUCUUUGCGGUACCAUGCCCAUUGUCGACAAGCUCAAGUUCGACAAGAUCAUGUUCCCCAAGCUCGCCGCUGGACGUGCCCGCUACAUGGCCUACAGCAAGGCCCAGCUGACCGAGAGAACCAAGCUUGGAGAGGAGACUGACCGCCGCGAUUUCUUCUACUACCUCCUCAAGGCUCGUGAUCCUGAGACCGGCCAGGGCUUCUCUACCCCCGAGCUGUGGGGAGAGUCCAACCUGCUCAUUAUUGCCGGAUCUGACACCACCUCCACCGCCAUGGCCUCUACCCUGUUCUACCUUACCCGCAACCCCCACGCUCUGCAAAAGGUUGUUGACGAGAUCCGAGGCAAGUUCUCCGACGUUGAAGAGAUUGUCCAGGGGCCUACUCUUGCAUCUUGCACCUAUCUUCGUGCCUGCAUCGACGAGGCCAUGCGUAUGUCUCCUUCUGUCGGCGGUAUCUUGCCUCGUGAGGUCUUGCCCGGCGGCAUCACCAUCGAUGGCCACUUCGUCCCUGCUGGAAUUGUCGUCGGAACCCCCCACUACAACAUCCAUCACAACGAAGAGUACUACCCCCAGCCAUUCACUUAUGCUCCUGAGCGAUGGAUCAAGGACGCUGUCAACCCCGUCCUCAAGAGGGCGUCCACCGUGGAAGACGUUGCACAGGCUCAGGCCGCCUUCUGCCCCUUUAGCAUUGGGCCUCGCGGAUGCAUCGGCAAGGGCCUGGCCUAUGUUGAGAUGACCCUGACUCUUGCUCGAGCCUUUUACCUCUAUGACAUGAGAAGAGCCGUUGGUGUUGCCGACCCUAGCGAGGGCCGCGCUGACCUGGAAUGGGGCCGACACCGUCCCGAGGAGUUCCAGCUGGCGGAUAUUUUCACCAGCGCCAAGAAGGGGCCCGUCGUUGAGUUCAAGUUGGCUCAAAAGUAUUAA